Molecule: messenger RNA, 2700 nt
Organism: Erythranthe guttata (spotted monkey flower)
Lineage: Eukaryota; Viridiplantae; Streptophyta; Magnoliopsida; Lamiales; Phrymaceae
Source: RefSeq, a predicted model, not a curated record
AUGGCGGCCUAUGCAGCUCUACUCUCUCUCAAGCAUAUCAUCGAACAGAUUCAGCUUCAUCCUCGCCCUCCAAUUUCUCUUCACCAAAACCAAGUUGAUUCUCUCACCGACAACCUCAAUUUCUUGCAAGAUUUUCUUGAAGUUUAUUCAUGCGGCGGUGGCAGCAGCAGCAGCAGCACAGAAGCAGCAGAUGUCUUGGAAAACCGCAUUGCAGAUGCAGCUCAUGCGGCAGAAGAUAUAAUCGAAACCCGAAUUGUGGAUCAAAUUCUCGGUGGCGAAAGAAUCAGUUCCGAUGAGUUGUAUCAAGGUCUAGAGAAGUUGAUCCAAGACAUGGGUUUUAUCAAGAAAGAAUUAAUGGAGAAUAAAGAGAAGAAUAUUGGAAUAAUCGAAGAUCAUCUGCACUUAAAUUCUCCCACGCUUGGAGGUUCGUCAAGUUCUCCUUCAACGAGGCAGAACGCCGUGGUUGGUCUUGACGAUCUCUUAAUUGAAGUAAUGGAUAAGCUCACCGGACAACCAUCUAAUCUCCGCAUAAUCCCGAUUGUUGGAAUGGGCGGCAUUGGUAAGACUACUCUUGCUAGAAAUUCUUAUGCUAAGCCACUCAUUAUGCAUCACUUUGAUAUCCGUGCUUGGGUUACAAUAUCUCAAAACUAUAAUGUGCAAGAAAUUCUUAUAGAAAUUCUUCUUUGUAUAAGAAAAGACGAGAGCCGAGAAAUCUUGAGUUCGAAGAAUGAAGGUGAAUUAGGUGAAACAGUACACAAAAAUUUAUGGGGCAGGAGAUAUUUGAUUGUAUUGGACGAUAUUUGGAGUGUUGAGGUAUGGGAUAGAGUGAAUUUUUUCUUUCCUGACAAUGGUCAAGGAAGUAGAAUAGUGAUAACCACUAGGCUAUCAAAUGUUGCUUCGAUUGGCUCUCGUGGACUUGAAAUGAAUUUCCUAGAUGAUGAUAAAAGUUGGGAUCUACUGUGCAAAAAUAUAUUUGAGAAAGAAGAAGACUGCCCUCAUGAAUUGGAGGAAAUCGGAAAGAAGAUUGCAAAAAAUUGCAAAGGACUUCCUUUGUCGAUUGUUGUGAUUGGAGGACUCCUAGCAAAUUCCAAGCAUACAACAGAACAUUGGAAAUAUAUUUCGGAAAAUUUAAACUCGAUUGUACAUUUAGAAGACAACGAGCGUUGCUUAAAAGUAUUGCUUUUGAGUUAUAACCAUUUGCCGGUACACCUCAAGCCAUGUUUUCUGUAUAUGGGAGUUUUUCCCGAAGAUAGGAAAAUCCAUGUCUCCUGGCUCGUAAAAUUAUGGGUUUCCGAAGGAUUUCUGAAACCAAUUAGCGGCAAAAGCUUGGAAGUGGUUUCGAGAGAGUAUUUAGAGGACCUUUGUGACAGAAAUCUCAUUAGAGUUCAUCAAAGAGGGUCUAAUGGGAAAAUAAAAUUUUGCAACAUACAUGAUCUCUUGAGGGAAGUAUGCUUAAGAGAAGCUGAGAGAGAGAAGUUCCUUUACGUCCCAAGAAAGCAUAGCCUCAACAUUGCACAAGGCAUAAAUACGCAACGCCGCAUUAUUAUUCAUCAAAGCGAAUCGGAGACUGGAUAUCUCCUUGACGUCCUGCAAGUGAACAAUACGUUGAUAUCUGUGCCCCUUGCCCGUUCAUUGAUGUGCAAAUUUAUGCUUUUACCAUCACACCCCGGAUCUAAUUAUAGAUUGUUGAGGGUGCUGAAAGUAGUUGAUAAACAUUCAUAUUCUGGCUAUCAUGCGUCAGAUUCCAUAGAAGCUGUUCUUCAGCUAGUUAACUCGAGGUUCCUUGCCAUCGGAGCUGAUUGGCAGAAUUUCAGAUUUCCUUCUUCAGUGUAUCUCCUUUGGAAUCUACAAACUUUAAUCGUUAAGGAUAUGUUUUACGCUGUCGCACCAUCCGAAAUUUGGAAGAUGACUCAACUAAGGCACAUCGAGUUCGGUCUACUUGAUCUGCCUGAUCCUCCUCUUGGUGGUGACGACGACUCUGUCUUGGGGAAUCUACAGACGCUCUUGAAAAUAAGAAAUUUCAAAUGUGGAGAAGAGGUAGUUAAGAGAAUCCCCAACGUCAAGAAAUUACAAAUAUGUUAUCUUGAGGAAUUCGAGGGAUGUUCAAGUUACUCUCUCAAUAAUCUUGUCCGUCUACAUAAACUUGAAUCCUUUAGCUGCUUCUUUUAUUCCCAAAAGAAACCACACCGGAACGAUUUGCUGCGGAACUUGAUCCUCCCGAAUUCCAUCAAGAAGUUGGCUCUGAGGGGGACCAAUCUAUACUGGGACGACAUGAAGACAAAGAUAGGUUUGUUACCCAAUCUUCAAGUACUCAAACUGCAAUAUAAUUCCUUUGUAGGACCCGAGUGGGAAACCGUUGACGGGCAAUUCUGCAACCUAAGAUUCUUGCAAAUCUACACGUGUAGUGAUCUGGAAUGGUGGACAAUGACAGACAGCUCCCACUUUCCACGCCUUGAGCAUCUUGUUCUCUGUAACAUGGAUAAGUUGAACGAGAUGCCGUCGUGUAUUGGAGAAAUACCUACGCUUCAAUCCAUUGAGUUGAAAAAUUGUAGCGACUCAACUAUCAUCUCUACUAGAAGAAUAUUGGAGGAACAAGAGGAACUCGGCAAUGUAGGCCUUCGAGUUCGAGUUAUCUUAUUCAAUCAAGAACACUUGGAGAGCUUGGCUAGUCCCAAUUUUCAAAUUGAAGAAUCUCGGUAA